CCCAUCACGUACCCGCCCACCCCGCCACUUUGGGAAAGGAAUGGAACAGGUAGCUUACUUCGUUGCUAGCUUUCUUACAUUUGCAUGCCAUUAAUGUGAGAUGUCGUACCAACCACUGCUCUCUCUCAGAGGUUACAUCUUUUCAUCUCACCCUUCUCGAGAAAACCCAGCUUUUCUUCUCCAUAGAUCACCCCCUGCCACAAGAAAGUGUGAAGUCUGACAAUACAGCAUAGUGAUCGACGGAAAGUAGCAUUUUCUAGUUAGUUUUUGAGUGAUUGGGUGAUGAGUGCCGAAGAGGAGAACAGGGCUAUUGAUGAGCUUCGUGAUGGAAGUUCUGCAGCAGAAGCACGAGUCGUUGUCCCAAUUCAGAAGCUCGAAAAAUCCUCUGGGAUGGCUGCAGAAACACCAAACAGCAAACAUUGGAGAAAAUCAAACCUUUUCCUGGAGAUACCCACCAGAACAUUGGAGGUAUCUCGUCAAGAAUUUGUUCAAAUAAAGAUGCCCCCAACACCAACUCCCACCCCCAAAAGGGUGAACUUUCUUGUAACACCCAGUCCUUCUGAUUCAAGAUUGAAUGGAUCUCCCCUACCCUCAUCAACCAGAGGAAAAUCAUCCAUCAGGAAUAUCCUGCCAAAGUUAAACUUCAAGCACCGUGCUUCUAGUUCAGAUGUAGAGAAGGCUGGCAGUAUUGACUCAUCUUCUUUAACAACAGUUACGCAAGAUAAGCCAUCAAUGUCACGGUCGUGGUCUUUCUCAAAAAUUUUUACACCUCGGAUGAAGAGGACAUCAUCCUUGCCAGUAACCCCAGUUGCACAUUCAAAUCCAGACUCUGCUCAUGGUGGAAGUAUAAACUGCCAUCUGACACUUGAUACAAAAGGAGCUCGACGUAUAUCCAGGUCGCUUUCUGUCCCAGUCAUCAACAAAGAAAAAAACAUACGGAAAAUGGAUUCCUUCUAUCGUGUUAUUCCAUCCACUCCAAGAGUGAAGAAUGGAGACGCUGAAGUGUCAAAGGCUACAACAGGAGAUGAUGAAAAUGAUGAAGCCAAUGGUGAAGAUAUACCUGAAGAGGAAGCUGUUUGUCGAAUAUGCUUGGUUGAACUAUGUGAAGGCGGAGAGACCCUCAAGAUGGAAUGUAGCUGCAAAGGUGAACUUGCUCUGGCUCAUCAGGAAUGUGCCAUAAAAUGGUUUGCCAUUAAAGGUAACAAGACAUGUGACAUUUGCAAGCAAGAGGUUGAAAAUCUACCUGUCACACUUCUGCGUAUCCAAAGUUCUAUAAAUCGCAACACAAGUGGAAGUAAUUUUGGACAGAUGGAGAUCAAUGGAUACAGGGUCUGGCAGGAAGUGCCGAUUCUUGUCAUUGUCAGUAUGCUGGCUUACUUUUGUUUUCUUGAGCAGCUUUUGGUUGGGAAAAUGGGUAGCAGUGCAAUUGCCAUAUCACUUCCAUUUUCUUGUGUGCUAGGCCUCCUUGCAUCUAUGACCUCUUCAACAAUGGUGAAGAGAAGAUUUGUUUGGGUGUAUGCAUCAGUUCAGUUCGCCCUCGUGGUUCUUUUUGCUCAUAUCUUUUACAACUUGGUUCAUGUGCAACCAGUUCUGUCAAUCCUUAUUUCUACGUUUGCGGGGUUUGGUGUGGCGAUGAGUGGGAGUUCUGUUGUUGUGGAGGUACUGAGAUGGAGAAGACGGAGGGAGGCUCUCAGAAAUCAGAACGAGAUAAGUAACCAGAUAAUGCUGAAUCCCAGUCGACGCCCUCCACCAAGUCAAGUAGCAACACUAUCAUCAUACAGCAGCCCUCGACAUCAUAGGAGUGAAGUCGGAAAUCCAGAAACUUUUAGUGGAAGCUGAGUAGAAGCAAGUUGCCAAUUGCAACCUGCAAACUUAAAAUAGAUGGUUUUGUAUCUGUUUGAAGAAAUAGCAGAUCAUUACAGCAUAUUUGCUUGUUGAGUUAUGUUAUACUAGAUGAAACAAGAAUUUGAGGAGAAUCUAGAUUACAAGUUGUCAAAAAGGUUAAGGUUUUUAUGUAUGUUGAAGAACUACAUGUGUAAAGAGAAAAUUUCAUCAUGCGGUUGUUCAAUUGUCUCUUCUAGUACAUUGAUUUGGUGCAUGGUUUCAA
Molecule: messenger RNA, 2107 nt
Organism: Sesamum indicum (sesame)
Lineage: Eukaryota; Viridiplantae; Streptophyta; Magnoliopsida; Lamiales; Pedaliaceae
Product: RING/U-box superfamily protein
Molecular function (GO): zinc ion binding
Source: RefSeq, a predicted model, not a curated record